CCGAGAUAUAAAACCCAGCAAUGUUCUCCUAGAUGUGAAAGGAAAUGCAAGGCUGGGUGACUUUGGCAUAAGCCGCAGACUAAACAGAGGUGAAAGCACCAAGUGCACUUCAAGAGCUGGUACUCGAGGAUGGGAAGCGGCAGAGAUACUGGAAAACGAAGAUGAAGAGAAGUGCAGAUAUAAAAGAAGCUCUGAUAUACAGGUGGCUGGAAUGUUGGUGCAUUACAUUCUCUCAGAUGGGCAUCAUCCCUUUGGGAGAGGUAAUCGUGUAGAAGUAAACGUUAUGGAUGGGAAGUACUCUCUGUAAAGAAUAACAGAUGUGGAAGCAGAGGAUCUGAUCAAAGGGAUGAUUCCAAAAGAUCCACAACAGAGACUGACGAUUAAAGAGGCCGUACAGCAUCCUUAUUUCUGGGAUGAUGAAAGGAGAGAUACAUUUUUGAACAAAGUUGGAGAUGAGGAAGAUGUCCAGAACAAGCGCAAAAGCGUGAGUGUUAAGCUUCGCAAUGCUGUGGAUAAAUACACAACCUUCUCUGAUUGGAAACCUAAGAUUACCGAAGUUGUUAAACAGGAAGAAGGGGUACGACUUCCUGACAAAAGCUUUAAAGAUGAUUUACUUGGCCUGAUGCGUUAUCUGCGUAACUUACUGGUGCACAAAAAAGACGUUUUUUAUCAGAACAACAGGUUUAAAGAUCUGUUCCAGGACUUCUUUAUUAGCGCACACAAGCUGGCGAAGGAGAUGGGUUGGAGAGGUUGAGGAUAUCAAAUGAGAAGAUGAUCUUACCCUGUUUUUUUAUGAAUUACUGAUAUUCAAUAUGAAACUCAAUUACAAUCAUUUUAGCCACCAUCAAACACUUCACUGUUUAACAUUUUAAAAUAACAAAAUAGAUUUGAAUUGUUUAUUCAUCCAUUUAGUAUUGCUUAUCUAAAAGAUUCUUUUAAGCCAGUACAGAAAGCAAUGGUUCCUGAGGUUAAGCUAAAAGAACCGUACCAGAGCCAGUUUAGGAGGAGUCUGUCCCGUUACAUCAACAAAAUGACUGCAAAACACCAAAGCGCGCUCAUGAGCGAGUCCUCAAUGAAUGGGGGUGAAUGGU
Messenger RNA from Colossoma macropomum (tambaqui), 1091 nucleotides. RefSeq names its product 2-5A-dependent ribonuclease-like. Gene Ontology annotation, biological process: mRNA processing. Gene Ontology annotation, molecular function: RNA nuclease activity. NCBI's taxonomy places the organism in Eukaryota, Metazoa, Chordata, Actinopteri, Characiformes, Serrasalmidae. The record is from RefSeq and is a predicted model, not a curated record. The transcript has 6 exons. Bases 347 to 754 code for a protein of 135 amino acids.